Messenger RNA from Pleurotus ostreatus (oyster mushroom), 2157 nucleotides. RefSeq lists its product as uncharacterized. The transcript has 6 exons. Lineage: Eukaryota; Fungi; Basidiomycota; Agaricomycetes; Agaricales; Pleurotaceae. The record is from RefSeq and is a predicted model, not a curated record. The coding region runs from base 1 to 2157 and encodes 718 amino acids.
AUGGAAAGCGACUACUCCGACCUCACCGACCUCGACGAUUUUGAGGAGGACGCAGACUAUGGCAAGAGCAAGAAGACCAAGACCAGCAAAACCGGUAAAGGAGCAGCAGUGGGUGGCUAUCGCAUCCGACACGCCCUGAAAGUUCCUCGUGCCACGACGUAUACCGCACAAGCUCUCUAUGAUCAGAUCCAUAGCUCGGAUAUCAACUUGGAGCCGGAAUACCAGCGGGCCGUCGUUUGGCCAGAAAGCAAGCAGAUCGGUCUCAUAGACUCUGUGUUCCGCAACUUCUAUAUCCCACCCGUUAUAUUUGCCGUCACUCCGUACGAAGAUGGAUCAGAGUCAAAGACGUGUAUAGAUGGCAAGCAGCGCCUCACAUCCAUCCACAGAUUCAUGGACGGUCUCGUACAUCGCGACCCCCACACCGGCGAGAAGCUCUGGUACAAGGACGCCUCUGCACCCGGCGCCUCGACAAAAACACGCAAGAAGCUGCUCCCCGAAAAAUACCGCCGGCUGUUCUCCAACAAACAGAUUGUGUGCGUCGAGUACGCGGACAUCACGUCGUCUGACGAACGCGAGAUUUUCCAGCGCGUGCAGCUCGGUAUGGCGCUGACGCCGGCCGAGAAGCUGCAGGUCAUCAACACAUCGAGAGCGUCGUACGUGAGGGAUUUGUUGAAGGACUAUGUGGACGAUGAGGAGAGGGGGCUGGCCGGAGAUGAUUUAGAUUGGGAUCGGAGUCGAGGGGCUGAUUUUCGGUGUCUGGCUCAGACGGUGCAUCUGAUCACGAAAUGGAAAGAGGUGACCACGGUCGCGUCGAUUCCUCAGCUGGAGAAGUGGCUGUCGUCGUCUGAGCCGCUCGAGGACGCCUUGCAGCAAAGGAUUAGGGACGUGUACGAUUUGUUCCGCGACCUCGUGCACGACGCGAAGUUGAACAAGGUGUUUAAGAAGCCGACGAAGAUCAGUCCGGUGGAGUUCGUUAUAAUACCUGUGCUGAUAUCGGCGUGCGGAGAGCGCAUGGGGAUGGCCCAGCUGUCAGCGGCUAUUGGAAAGAUGCGCGACGAGGUGAGGAAGGCGCAUGUCGACAUUCGCAUGAACAGCCGCGUGUCGAAAUGGAUGCUCGAAUACGUCGAGAAGUUGGCUCAGGAGACGAAAGGCAAAGUGAGCGACGGGCUAUCGGCGAUGGCAGAGAAACGGGCCGCGGCUGCAGCAUCGGGAGGAGGAGGAGGAGGAGGAGGAGGAGGGAAACGCAAACGACAGGAGGUCGACGACGAUUCGGGUUCGGAGACCGAGUACAAGCCGCGCAAAACGGGGAACCCUGGCUCGAAUUCCAAUCAAACUGAGCAGCCUAACGGCAAAGUAGCUGCCCCUCCCGUAGCAGCACCUGCGCCCAAGAAGGACCCAGCGCCAACGUCGACGUCGACUACGAGUGGCGCACCUACGACGGCCUCCCGACGCGUCGACCGUUUAGCCGCGGUUCGUAUGGCGAAAGAAAUGGCUGCUAACACGCGGAAUAUCAGCGCCAAAGCCGUUGCGAAUGGUUCCAACAACGCCCCCACGAACAUCGCCAAUACCCCUACCAAUACGAACACAUCCAACACAAGCACUACCACGAACACCACCCAUACGCCGUUAUCGCAAGUACCUCCUCACCCAAUGCAGCAGCCGACCGCUUCCCAAAUGAUGUCGAUGCCCAUGCCACCAUACGCCUCUCCGCUACCCAUGUCGCCCAACCCGCAGGCUAUGUCUAUCCCUAUGCCCAUGAUGCCCCCGGGUGUGAUCAAUUCGAGUCUGAUCUCGCAGCUUUGGGGACAGUUUCAGCAGCAGCCGAUGGCGGCGUUCAACCCAGCAUUGAUGUCACUCCAGCCUCAGGAUAGUAAGAGCCUGGGCAGUGCGCCGCCGCCAUCGCAGCACCAACAACCACACCAGUCGCAGCAACAGCCACCGCUUCAGCGACAGCCAAACGCACCGCAAACACACCCGCUACCACCUCAUCCACAGCAAGGAGAGUAUAGGUAUGGUCCGAACGUCAGUAGUAAUACGGAUCCCCCUCGAGGGCCGAGGGGUUCGACCGUUGUUGGAGGCCAACAAGGACAUUUCAAAGGACCGGUAGAUUCGGGAUGGGGUUCGAGAGGCGGCGGCGGCGGCGGCGGCGGGAGGUAG